AUGCCAUACCAAAACGUGAACCGUCCAGGAAUUGCGUCCAUGUCGCUUGGUCGCCCAUGGAUCCACGAUCUCCCUGGAAAGCUUCACCAAGCUGCCCGAUAUGGUUUCGAGGGAAUCGAACUCUUCUUCGACGACCUCGACUGCUUCGCCCAAUACUCCUGCAAUGGCGACGUCACUGAAGCCGCCCAGCGAACCCGCCAACUGUGUGAGUCGCUCGGUCUCACCAUCAUCUGCCUGCAGCCCUUCAGCUUCUACGAGGGCCUGCUAGACCGCAAGGAGCACGAGAAACACGUUACUGAAAAGCUGCCUCGCUGGUUCGGCAUCGCCCGUAUCCUGGGCACCGACCUCAUCCAGGUCCCCUCCAACUUCCUCGGCGCAGACCCAGAAACCGGUCUGUCGCGCACCUCGAGCGAUCGUGCCCUCAUCGUCUCGGACCUGCAGCGCAUCGCCGACUUGGGUCUGCAGCAGUCACCUCCCUUCCGCUUCGUCUACGAAGCACUCUGCUGGGGCAACCACAUCGACACCUGGGAGGCAUCCUGGGAAGUGGUUGAGGCCGUUAACCGUCCCAACUUUGGUCUCUGUCUGGACACUUUCAACAUCGCCGGCCGUGUAUACGCCGACCCGGCCUCGCCGACAGGCAAAAACCCCAACGCAGAGGCCGACCUCAAGGCCUCGAUAGCCCGUCUCCGGGAUAAUGUCGAUCCUGCCAAGGUGUUCUACGUGCAAGUCGUCGAUGGAGAGCGACUGGCUGCGCCUCUGGAUGAGAAGCACGAAUUCCACGUCCCAGGCCAGCCCACUCGUAUGAACUGGUCUCGAAACGCACGCUUAUUCGCCUUUGAAGAAGACCGCGGCGGCUAUCUACCCGUCUUGGACGUGGCCAAGGCGUUUUUCGACAUUGGCUUCAAGGGCUGGGUGUCGCUGGAGCUGUUCUCCAGGACGCUGGCUGAUCCCAACCCGCAGACCCCCCAGGAACAUGCCCGGAGAGGCAGUGAGUCGUAUCGCAAGUUAGUGGCUGCUUUGAAGUUGGAUGGGUCGUAUUCCCAGCCUUCGUCGCCUCUGCAGCACCGUUUGUAA
Molecule: messenger RNA, 1074 nt
Organism: Aspergillus wentii DTO 134E9
Lineage: Eukaryota; Fungi; Ascomycota; Eurotiomycetes; Eurotiales; Aspergillaceae
Product: sugar phosphate isomerase/epimerase family protein
Exons: 1
Coding region: 1-1074 (357 amino acids)
Source: RefSeq, a predicted model, not a curated record